CAAUACACAUCCUUUUAUUGUUACGUGUACUCCAUUGUAGGAGUACAGUGUAAAACGUUUCCAAUGUGUGCCUUCUUAUGGUGAUAUCUUUAAAUACAAGUACCCAGGUACAAUUCUUGGAUACAGCAGAGGAAUAAAAGUAGUUGCAUUACUUAAAUUUGAAAAAAUAAUGUUAAAAAUAGGACAUUACAUUAAGGUGAGGAAUUUAAAUAGACAUUACAAUGUAGCAGCUUAGUACAGGGCCUCUGCACACACUAUGACUGCCCAUGCCGGACCCCAGACCAACAGCUGACUCUGUUCCACUUCAAGCCCCAGUCUGAUCCGCACUAGCACAAAUCUACUCCAGGAUUUGACUGUGUACUGAAGAUGGAGAGCACAUUUGAAGUUAUCCUAAAUACUCAGUUGAAACAGAAAGACCCAAAAGAGGCCAUAUCAAUUGCCAUCUCAGCCCGGGCUCUCUUUGAUAUGGAAGAAGAGCAUGAGUUGUUCUUGACAGAAGGAGAAGAAGAGUUUGUAAGCCAUCAAAUCACCAAUGAAAAUAUACCACUAAAGGAGGGCAUUGUUGCUCCAUUUGUCAAGGCGAUUCAAAUGGUAAAUAACAAGUUAUUGGCGAGAGAUCCAGAAGAAAAGCAACUCUUUGAAAUUAUACUUCUAUCAACUCACAGUGCUGAAGGUGGAGUGCGGAUCAUUAAUAGUGUAAAUCAUUAUGGUUUGGAGAUUAGCAAAUUUUGCUUUCUAGGUGGAAAAGAUCCUGCAAAGUACCUACAUUCAGAAGAUGUGAAGCUAUUCCUUUCAGCAUGUGAAACAUCAGUGUGCAAUGCACUAAAGAAAGAUAUUCCUGCAGCUCUAGUAAUACAGCAAAAGAGUCAGAUAAAAGAAAGUCACCUUAAAGUGGCAUUCGAUGGGGAUUCAGUGUUGUUCUCAGAUGAGACUGAUACUGUAUUCCAUGAAAAAGGUCUGGAUGAGGUAAUCAAGUACGAGAAGGACAUGGAGCAUGUUCCUAUUGGAGAGGGGCCCAUGAAGAAAUUUGCUAUGAUUCUUGGAGAGAUGAAGAAGAAGUUUAGUCCAGAGAAUGAUCCGAUCUGCACGUAUCUGGUGACGGCAAGAAGUGGCAACAAACUGGGUAUCCGAGCCAUUAAAACUCUGCGUAGCUGGGGACUCAAGAUAGAUGAAGCUUUCUUUAUGGCAGGGAGUCCAAAAGGUCCACUUUUAGCCCACAUCCAACCUCACAUUUUCUUUGAUGAUAAUGCACGUAAUAUCAAAGGAGCACGUGAAUAUGGAAUUCCAGCAGCCUUUGUACCAUGUGGCUGUGAAUAGUUUGAUAUGAGACUUUCCUUUUCAUAGGCAGUGGCAGUGGUAUGGGCUAGCAUUAUAGGAUAGCUUUUUUGAUUUCUCACUGUAAAGGUAGAGCCUUGCUAGCCAGCCUUGUCACAGCCUGUGAUGCAGGAUAAGAAGUAUUGGUUGAAUGGGAACCAGAAUGCAGAAAUGUCGAUGAGCUGUAUAUGCACAAAUUGCUAAUAUGCACUUACAACAGUUGAGGAUUAUCAGAAAAGGUGCAAAUUUGAAAACUUUACCUUAGUAUAUUAAAGCCUUCAAUCCUAAUACAAAUUAAUUUCACUUGCUGAAGAGCUCUAGUAAAUUAAAAUAACUCUUUGUUUCAUUCCAGCACUUGCAACUUUCACAUUGUGAUCACACAAUUCUUAAAAAUCUAAUUUUAAAAAAAAUCAAAUGCUGUCACCAGAAAGUUACUGUCCUCAAUGAUAGAAUUAAAUGCAGCGAUUUUAACAUAUUGAAGAUGGUGAUUUUCAACAUGGGUUAUGAACUGUUUUUGUUAACCUUGAGGCUUUUUUAUCCAUUUAGGUUUCCUGGAAUUCAACUAGUUUGUCUCAAGUUUUCCUGAAUUUAGGAGCUGUAUAGAGUUGCACCAAGGUGAAUAGAAAGAGAACCUAACUCCCUAGUCUGAAGCUUGGUGUCAAAUUCUUGAUCGUCUGGCAAAAGUGUUGUUUGUAAUUCUGGAAAUUUUGGGAGAUAUUUUAAAUGACAGCCCAUUAAAAUAUUAAUCAAAUUUCAAGGGCAUUUUAAUUCCAUGCACUAUGGCAGAACAUCAGUUAAAAUUGAGCAGCACAUUUUUGAGCUUUAAUCUCACACUUUAAAGUGUUUUAAUGUUGGGUGUUUGCAUGCUUCAUUAUAAUAUGGUAAUCAGGGUCCUAGGACUGUGAGGUGAUUUUAAAAGUUUCCUGGCCAGACCAAUGAAAUUUGUCCAAGGCUUAGUGAAGGCCCUCAAAAAGGAAGUAAGGUAUUUUUCUUGUGGGGCCAAGAUAAGCAGCAAUCUUCCCAAACUCCUCUGACCAGCUCGCCUGUGUUACAGGAAAGCAACCAACCACUAAGAUCUUAAGUUCUUCCAGGCCUUCCAUGGAGACACAUUACUCCUCCAAUUCUGAUUUUCCACAGUGAGUUAAAGGCCACACACUUCAAUGCAGAUAUUUAUCAAUAAGCCAGCACAAAGGGAAGAGAACCCACUGCUGGAAAUGUGCUCCAGUGCUGAGUUUUCUUUUAAAUAGAGUGACAGUUGCUUAUACAUGGAACAGUUCCUCCUCUGUAGAACCCUGUAUAUUCUCCAAUUUGCCAAUAAACGUUAAAGCUGGAGAGUCUGGUGAGCAGUACUACAUGUGAAAUUCUAUGAAGUUUGCAGUUAUGCUAACACAAAGAUUGGGCAGUGGUUUGGUUACAGGAAGGAACCCAGGCUUUGGUUUACAUCAUCCUACUGUAUGUGAUUAACUGUUGCACUGCUCGAUUACAGGUUGCACAGGCCUCUAUAAUGGAGAAUAUUUUAAAAGCUUAACUGCAUUAGUCUAAGAUGAUACAUGGAACAGUCAUUAUUGCUCCUUUACAUGCUCUGGUUGUUUCUGUGUCAAUCAUGUGAUAGUAUAGUUUUAUAUAUUAUAAUUCUGAAGCUGUACAGAGUUCUUUUGGGUUUCAGUUGUAUUCACUUUGUGUUUAUGAUGCUGACAGCCUGUGUCUAAUUUAAGGAUAGGUGUUACUGAUACUUGAUAGCAAUAUAAUGCCUUUGUGAUCUCUAAGAUGUACAGAAUACAAAUUGGGCUGGCAAUAGAAACGGGAGCUAAGUUGUUACAUUUAGGAAAUGAGCUAAAUGAGCUCAACCCACAGGCUACUUGCAUAUCGACUGCAUUUGUCUGUGGAGAGGCUAAAUUAGACAUACAGCUUACCCUUCUAUUAAUAGGUUCCAUGUAGGCUUUGUGAAAAUAAGUAUCUGAAUAUGAAAUGAGCCUUAUCCUGUAUCUUCAUGUAUUGUAGAUCUGCUUAGUGUUUAUAUCCUACUUUUAUAUAUUUACAGAUUCUUCCCCUCUCAUGAUAGUUCAUGAGUUUGUGCUCUAUAGGCAAAACUGAAUGGAUCGAGCAAGUGAUAUGGUUGAUCUCUGUUCUGUGUUGAAUUAGGUAAUCUAGACUGGCGAGAAAUGAAGAUGCUACAGUUUGCCAUAAUACACCUGGAUAAGGGAGGAAAAUGUUGGCUUGGGUUUUCCCCAAUCACUAUCUGAUAAUUCUUCCAGAGAGUGCAUUGGCAUUAAAAGUCAAGCGAAGAUGACCUGAGUCCUAGUUAUAUUUCUGUCCCCAUGAUGAACGACUUAGCAUGUAUUGAUAGGUUUGCAUAUGGAGAGUGAUUUGUUUCAUGCUCAAAAGAUGGUUGUUUUCAUGCAAUCAUAUGUCAGAAGGACGCAAAACAUUUUUGACAGAGAAGGGAGCAGUGAAUAUCAAUCAACCAUCAUAAAUAGCAACAUUUCAUUAUUGUAGCAACUGCUGUCAAUGAGGAACUGAACUAUCAGAGUACAUCCAAAAAUGCAAUUAAAUAUUACAAAAUUUCAGGUUCAAGUUUCAGAGUGAAUUCUCAACAAUAUCAUCACAUAUUUUCCCUGCUGAAUGAUUGUAACUAUUUUGUGUUAGAGAAAAGGCUAGUGAAUUGAAAUUGAUAAAUUAUUUUAAGAUAAAACCAAAGAGAUUUUUUGUGUUUUCUUUAGUAAAUGAAGGAUUUUAAGACUCCACAGACUCCUGUCUACAAGUUCAUGUCUUGAGAGACUUUGUAUUAUUAUUUAUGCAGGUUGAUGCAAUUGGUCUUAGAAUUCUCAAUUCAUGUGGCAGAAGGAGGGAUGGUUGCACAUUAAAAAAAAAGGCAUUUUCUGUUUUACAGAAAUUGAUGAAGGUUAUAUUGUCACUAAGAGAUAAAGAAGGAUGAUUGUCUCACUUUUUAAGCAUGUAGCUGUCACAUUUCAAUUAAGCUUUGUUAGGAGGGGCAACUCCAAGGUUUUCUUGAGUGGAAGAGAGUGGAGUUUAUCAUCUAUUAAACCUAAGGAAAAUAGGAAAAUGCAGCAUUAAACACACAAACACAGGUAAUAAACUUAAAAAAGAAAAGGGAGGUGUCUGUGCAGACAGAAAGAUAAAGGUAAUUGCAGUUAUAAGUGUUUAAUGUCCUUGAGCUGAGAGUGAAAUCCGAGUCCUGGCUGCUUAGCUAUUGUCCUGUUCUCUUAGAAAUGGCACAGUUUGCAGAUUUGAUUUCUUAGUGACUUGGGUUUUUUCUAAGUUACCUUUUCAUUGGCUCUAAUUUCUGAGAUGAAAAGGGAGAGCAAAUUUUGAUAUCCUUGCAGUUACCAGUGCAUGUUGUUUUUAUUCUGUUUUGUUGCUCAAAGGCUGUUAUUGAUAUACCUGUUCCUUUGCAGAUUCUGAUUUCUGUGUCAUUGUUAAGCUGGAUAGCUGUAGGCAACUUUUUAUCACUCAGUAUGUGCAGUUAUCCAGCAAGUGUGUGUAAAACAAGAAAUAUGAAUUUUAUGAUGCCUCGCUGAGUUUCAGUGUCUCUCAAUUACAAUUGUAUUUCCAACAUGGCUGGCUUUAUAUAUUUCAUACGGGUUGCCUGGGCUUGUCAGGUGAUCAAAGCAGCCAAUUAAGUCUGUCAAUUUUUUUACAACCAUUUUAAUCCAUAAAUGUCUAUGGUAUUAAAGUCAAAUAGUAAAAGUUGAAUGUUGAUAGUCCAUUUUCAUUAUGUUAGUAACAAUUUCCACAAGCCGCAACAUACUUUUCCAACUUCUAACUUUAAGGUGAUGGAGUAACAAAAUAGAAAUAUGAUUAAUAACUUUUCUAUUUUCCUACUGUUCCAACUUCCUUUCUCCAGAUGUUAAACCUGGGCAUUUUGUUCACUGUCGGACCACAGUGUAAUUUUAAAAUUAUAAAUUGUUUAAGCAUAUUACUAAUGAACAUUUUAAGUUUAAAUGAAAUAGCAUAAAAAUACAGACUGCAAUAUAGCUUGUUGUUUGUGGGCUAAAAGAUGUCAUAUGAAUCUUGCAUUUGAAACACUAUUACAAGACCAUAUCAUACAAUAGAUUAGAUGAUGUAAGCUCAAAGCCAAAGUGCCAACUAAGCUAGAUAAUCUAGAUUUAGUUCAGCAAAAUAAUUGCGCACUUAAACCUACAGUCAUGAGGGCUGAAUAUUUAAUAAGGUUGAGAUUGUACUGUUGCUAUCAAUAUUCGUAAGUUUUCAUCUUGAGGGAAAAUAAGUUGUGUAAAUAUGAGGAAUAGAGUUCUUGUACGAUAGUACACCUUGUAUAUUUGGAGAAUAGAGUUCUGGCAGAAAAUAAC
Chiloscyllium plagiosum (whitespotted bambooshark) is the source of this 5642-nucleotide messenger RNA. The record is from RefSeq and is a predicted model, not a curated record. Lineage: Eukaryota; Metazoa; Chordata; Chondrichthyes; Orectolobiformes; Hemiscylliidae.